Molecule: messenger RNA, 1966 nt
Organism: Ananas comosus (pineapple)
Lineage: Eukaryota; Viridiplantae; Streptophyta; Magnoliopsida; Poales; Bromeliaceae
Product: splicing factor U2af small subunit B-like
Exons: 2
Coding region: 884-1693 (269 amino acids)
Biological process (GO): mRNA splicing, via spliceosome
Cellular component (GO): spliceosomal complex; U2AF complex
Molecular function (GO): metal ion binding; pre-mRNA 3'-splice site binding
Source: RefSeq, a predicted model, not a curated record
UGCCUACUUUACAUGCCUAGUUUAUUGCCGUGCCAAGCGUUAAAGUUCUACGGAACAACCCCCGUUUUCCCGUCUCUCCGGCGCUGCCACAAGCUAGGGCUAGGGCUAGGGCUUGAUCGCUGGAUCUGCAAACCCUUAUCUAAUGGAGCCUAGGUUUGUGAAAUUCGAUGUUAUAUGUUUAAAUUCGUGUGUGGAUGGUCUUUUUGCAGGGAGGAAAACGCAAAUUUUUUAGUCUUUUUCUGAUCCUUUUCUUCUCCUAACUUGGGUUUCAAGACGUUUUGCAGAUUAUUGACUUGAAAACAGCUAGAGAUAGAGAUUUUUUUAAAGGGGGGGAGAGAUUUUUUUAAAAGGGGGGCUUUGGGGGAAGCUAUUGAGUAUUGACGACUCGAUCGGUUUACUCGUAACGUGCAGUAUUUACGAUUCUCGCUGUAGCCGACCGCUUAGGGCUUCUUUGCACAUCCGAUUUUGAGGUCUGUCUGGCCUGAUAGCAGCUCGUGUCUGAAGUGCUCUUUUCGAGGAGAGCUGUUUUGAACAAUCACGCCGGUUUUAUUUUCAUGAAUAUCCCCUAACAGCUUCUGAGUAGCAGCUGGAAGCAAAAGCCUCUAUUGUGAGCUUCUUCUAGUUUCCAGGGAACAGAACUCGUUGUUUCCGCUCUCGAAUUUGUAUUUGCCAGGCUGCUGGCUUCUACCUUGGAGAAGCUGUUGCUGAAGCUGGGACAAAUAAGCAAAUUAUGACCUAAGCUCCCCUCCCCCUUUUCCUUCUUUUACUAUUAGUUUCAUAGAAAAAGGUCCAACUUUUUGUAAGCGAGCGAUGUUCUGACAUUACCACUUCAAUCAUUUAGGGUUUGUGGAGAUUAUAUUAUCUGCUUCCUUUCCCUUAAACAAUGGCUGAGCACUUGGCUUCGAUCUUCGGUACGGAGAAGGACAGGGUCAACUGCCCCUUCUACUUCAAGAUUGGCGCUUGCCGCCAUGGGGACCGAUGCUCCCGCCUCCACAACCGCCCAACUAUAUCCCCGACCCUCCUCCUCUCCAAUAUGUACCAGCGUCCUGACAUGAUCACCCCAGGUGUUGAUGCCCAGGGCCAGCCGAUUGAGUCCCGCAAGCUCCAAGAACAUUUUGAGGACUUCUAUGAGGACAUUUUCGAGGAACUAAACAAAUUCGGUGAGAUCGAGAGCCUUAAUAUCUGCGAUAACCUUGCCGACCAUAUGAUCGGCAAUGUGUAUGUCCAGUUCAGGGAGGAAGACCAAGCAGCCGCAGCCAUGAGGGCCCUACAGGGCCGGUUUUACUCAGGCCGACCCAUUAUUGUUGACUUCUCUCCUGUCACUGACUUCCGGGAGGCCACAUGCCGGCAGUAUGAGGAGAACAGCUGCAAUCGGGGUGGGUAUUGCAACUUCAUGCACGUGAAGCAGAUCGGUAGGGAGUUGAGGAGGAAGUUAUUCGGACGGUACCGGAAGUCUAGGAGAAGCAGGAGCAGGAGUCGUAGUGGGAGCCCGUAUCAUCGGAGGGAGCACCGCGAUCAUGAUCGGGGGAGCGGGCGGAAGAGUGGAGACAGGCAUGGGAAGUAUGAUGGAGAUGGAGGAAGGAGGAGGCAUGGGAGCCCUAGAAGGGCAAGGAGCCCAGUUAGAGAGAGUAGUGAGGAGCGGAGAGCUCGGAUAGAACAGUGGAAUCGUGAGAGAGAGGAGAAGCAGCCAUGAUUUGUGAGUGAGGUUAGAUUAUUUUAAUUUGUGGUUUCCAUUUGUCAAAGACACAGACCAGAAUUAUGUUUGGAUUUUUUCUGUUGUGUAGUGGAAACUCCAUGGUCGGGACAUUUUAAUUUGUGCCCUGCACCUCUGAAAUAGUCUCUCUUAUCCAUUGGGUGGAUAACUACUUAAAACUGUGGUUUACCUACUCCUGUCUAAGUUCUGCUAUCGGUCAUGUACUACAGAACCAGUUUCUUUAUGCAAUCGUAUUUGGUCUCUUUCAGUGUA